Molecule: messenger RNA, 1045 nt
Organism: Oncorhynchus kisutch (coho salmon)
Lineage: Eukaryota; Metazoa; Chordata; Actinopteri; Salmoniformes; Salmonidae
Product: E3 ubiquitin-protein ligase RNF138
Exons: 5
Coding region: 128-697 (189 amino acids)
Biological process (GO): double-strand break repair via homologous recombination; DNA double-strand break processing involved in repair via single-strand annealing
Cellular component (GO): nucleus; site of double-strand break
Molecular function (GO): single-stranded DNA binding; ubiquitin protein ligase activity
Source: RefSeq, a predicted model, not a curated record
GGUAGGUAGGUAGCCAGGUAUUUCUUUUAGCAAGGCAGUACAGUCGCUGCCUCACACACACCACACCGGCCCCAGGGGAGACUGUAGUAUACUCUGUCCUGGAGAGAGAAUCUGUCCCAGCCAAAGUAUGGCCCACUCUGCAGCAGGCCUACAGACCCCAUCUGAGGAUGAGUGUCCCAUCUGUAUGAGCCCCCUGAUGGACCCACAUCACCCUGCUGCCUGCUCUCAUGUGUUCUGCCGACUAUGUCUCUCACGCUCUUUAAAGUGGUUACCCCACUGCCCUUUGUGCAGAGCUAAGGCACAGGCUGAUGACAUAAUGCCUGUUGGUGCCACUGGUGUCACAGUCCAGACGAGGACCACAGUCAUCAGGUUGAAUCAACCUCUCUCUGGCUUGACGAGGAUUUACACCCCAGCAACUAGACCUGUGACAGGUGAUAUCCAGAGUGCUGCAGUGAGGACGUUUGUCUGUCCGAUCUGCCAUGAGAGUGGUCUGAAUGAGCAGGAUCUGGUGUGUCCGGUGUGUGUCUCUCUACCACACGGUAACCCAAACCAAAUCAGCAGGAACUUCAUCAGACAUUUGAACCUAAGACACUGCUAUUAUGCCGAGGACUACACGAAUAUCCAUCAAACCGAUACGUUGAACGUGCAAUAUGCCAUCAUUGAGUCUCUCCGAGAUGCCAACCUGAAUCCAAGAUGAUCUUGACUGAUAUAAUUUAUUAACUAGCAAUUUAGCAAUAACAAUGUCAUCAUGAUUCGUGUACUAAGUAAUAUGCUAAAUAUUUUGAUGCCAGAGCUGCUCAUUUAUGAAAAUUGUAAUGUUGUCAAUUUUUUAUUUCUUUUGAGUGUAUGACAUCUAAUUUACUGCAACUAGUCUAACUGCCAAUAAAUAAAUAAACACUCAUGACAUGUUACAUACUGUAGAGAUAUUUUGAUAAAUCUAUCAUAAAAUCUACCAACUAUAAUAUUGACACUAGCUUUGAUAUACUUUUCCAUUUCAUGUCUUUGUAUAUACUUGACUAUAAUAAAGGAAUUGAUAAAACAUGUA